AUGGAACUUAAUGUGAAAUAUCGACGUGAUGACGGGGAGCUUCUUGAGGAUCCUACUACUUAUCGAAACCUGGUUGGUAGUCUUAUCUAUCUAACCAUCACUCGACCAGACAUCUCUUAUGUUGUUCACACUAUCAGCAAGUUCAUGCAAGCCCCAAGGCGUCACCAUCUCUUUGCCGUUCGCCGCAUCAUUCGCUAUAUUCUUGGCACACCUAGUCGUGUCUUGUUCUUCCCUACGGGUUCUUCCCUUCAGCUCCAAGCCUAUAGUGACGUUGAUUGGGCCGGUUGCCCAGACACCAGGAGAUCUACUACUAGCUGGUGUAUGUUUCUUGGUGAUGCCUUUAUAUCUUGGAAAUGCAAGAAGCAAGACCACGUCUCCAAAUCAUCCACUGAGGCAGAGUAUCGCGCCAUGUCUGCUGCGUGUUCCAAGAUCAUUUGGCUGUGUGGUCUCCUCACAGAGCUUGGGUUCAGUCCACUUCAUCCUACUCCACUGCAUGCUGAUAACACAAGUGCCAUCCAAAUUGCAGCCAACCCCGUCUAUCACGAACGCACCAAGCACAUCGAGGUUGAUUGUCACUCAAUCCGAGAAGCCUAUGAUCAUCAGGUUAUCACCCUUCCACACGCCAGCAGAUUGACAGCCGAUUAUACAGAUUUACAUAUUUAA
Messenger RNA from Prunus armeniaca (apricot), 663 nucleotides. Lineage: Eukaryota; Viridiplantae; Streptophyta; Magnoliopsida; Rosales; Rosaceae. The record is from the annotation of a GenBank genome assembly.